Molecule: messenger RNA, 2592 nt
Organism: Adelges cooleyi (spruce gall adelgid)
Lineage: Eukaryota; Metazoa; Arthropoda; Insecta; Hemiptera; Adelgidae
Product: synaptotagmin 1-like
Exons: 10
Coding region: 423-1859 (478 amino acids)
Biological process (GO): synaptic vesicle endocytosis; regulation of dopamine secretion; calcium ion-regulated exocytosis of neurotransmitter
Cellular component (GO): synaptic vesicle membrane; dense core granule; axon
Molecular function (GO): syntaxin binding; calcium-dependent phospholipid binding; clathrin binding
Source: RefSeq, a predicted model, not a curated record
CAGUCUCGCGGUCGCCAUAUUGCGACGAGCUUUACACGCCGUACACUCUGCGAGGGGCGCGACGCCGCCAACAUGGACUAAACAACGUUAACGCAUUACGCCAUAUCGCUUACACGGUGCACGCACAGGCUGUCCCACAGGACAGGUCUCAGGACGUCCGCGCGCGAGACGAGACACGUCGUUUUCGUUGAUUAUAAUAAUAAUAAUAAAUAAAUAAAAUAAUACUGUAAAAUUAAAACGACCUAUUACUAUUGUAUAAAAAAAAAAUCGGUGAUUUCGCAGUGGUGACCGCGGUGAAACGUAUAUUAUAUUAUAUUAGUGUGGUUCGAACGGACUGAGCGCCGGUGUGGAGCCAUCAUCAGCGGGACGACGACACGCCGCCGGUUCGAAUUUCGGCCGUCUACGACGCGGGAGAAGGGAAGAUGGCACCCGUUGACCGGCCGCCUGAAGGAUCCGAAUCUAGCGGAUCGGCCGACAAAACGACGGAUGAGUCGGUUGGCAAAACCAAGUCAUUGCAACCUGCAUCGGAAGCAGAUGUUUCGCCAGAUGAAAAGGUGGUCAGCGCCGUCGAAUCGCCAAGAAGACAGUCGGUGCCCGACAAAUCGUCCGGCAAGUCGAGCGUGACAGAUACCACGUCAACUGUCGACAAAUUGAACGACAAAGACGAAUUAAAAAACAAAUACUACGAUAAAGACUUAAGAACGACGGCAUCGCCUUUCUACACGACUACGCCCAACAGCCUGAGUCCAACAGAUAGUUCAGAAAUGCCACCAUGGGCUUCGUGGACGAUAAUCAUAGCUGUCGUAUUACUCACUGCCGGAUUCGUUGGAUUUUGCAUACAUAGGUUCUUCAGGAAACGAAGAACAAAAGAUGGUAAAAAAGGAAAAGGCGUCGUGGACCUUAAAGCUGUCCAACUACUGGGAUCAGCAUACAAAGAAAAAAUACAACCGGACAUGGAAGAACUGACUGACAACGCAGAGGAAAUUGCUGAAGAAGGAGAUAGCACCAAGGACGAUAAAAAAUUAGGAAGAUUACAAUUUAAGAUGGAGUACGAUUUCCAAGGCAACACUCUUUCCGUAACGGUUAUCCAGGCUGAAGAUCUACCGGCUUUGGACAUGGGAGGCACGUCGGAUCCAUACGUGAAGGUUUACCUGUUGCCGGAUAAGAAGAAGAAGUUUGAGACUAAAGUGCACAGAAAAACGUUAAAUCCGGUGUUCAACGAAACGUUCCAAUUUAAGGGAAUACCGUAUGCGGAUGCGAUGAACAAGACUCUGGUGUUUGCAAUUUUCGAUUUCGAUCGGUUCUCCAAACACGAUCAGAUCGGAGAGGUCAAAGUGCCACUGUGCCAGAUCGAUUUGGCUCAGACUAUCGAAGAAUGGAGAGAACUGCAGUCCGUCGAAGGCGAAGGAGGACAGGAUAACAAGUUGGGAGAUAUAUGUUUCUCGUUGCGUUACGUGCCCACCGCCGGAAAACUCACUGUGGUCAUACUGGAAGCGAAGAACUUGAAGAAAAUGGACGUUGGCGGACUUUCGGAUCCUUAUGUGAAAAUAGCUUUGAUGCAGAACGGGAAACGGCUGAAGAAAAAGAAAACCAGCAUAAAGAAAUGUACGCUAAAUCCGUAUUACAACGAAUCGUUUACAUUCGAAGUGCCUUUCGAACAGAUACAGAAAGUCAACCUGGUAGUCACCGUUGUCGACUACGAUCGUAUUGGCACGUCUGAGCCCAUCGGCAAAGUGGUGCUAGGCUAUAACGCUACCGGCACCGAACUGCGGCAUUGGUCCGACAUGUUGGCCUCGCCGAGACGUCCUAUCGCACAGUGGCACACACUCAAAGACCCCGACGACGACGCUAAAAACUAAGUUCAUCCAAAGCCACAUGUACCCCAUAUAUUACUCCGAAGGACAAGAUAAACACCCGUCACGCCAUCGCCGCAUUAACACUGUUGAAUGAGCCGCGAACCGCAUAAUACAACAAUACUAACAUAAUACCUACUAUGUUUUUAACACUCGCGGAACAAAUAACAUGUUAAAUUACCGUAUGUAGGUACUUAUUUUAUGUACGUUACACCUAACAUUAUUAUUAUUAUUAUUAUUAUUAUAUCAUCAUCAUCAUCAUCAUCGCGUCGUCUUUACCCAGCCACACAAGACGUGUCGUUUGUACAACGAGAACGUUGUCUCUAUGAUAUGCCUCUUCCUCUGCUUCUAAAUGGUUCUAAUCAUGGUAAUAAUAAUAAUAAUAAUAAUAUACAUGCCAUAGCCGGUGCAAGUACUACAAUUAUUAACAUCAGCUAUCGUUAAGUUACACUUGUGCUGUGUUCACUUGGCUUUCUAUUCGCCAGUAUUUGUUUUAAUAUUCCAUUCACAAUGAUUACAUUUGCUAAUUAAUUCGCGUAGGACGUACCUGUACCUAAUAUGUGGACAAUUACUAAUAUAACUAUAAUAUUAAAACCCGUUUAGAAUGUAACGGCCGAGAUGCUCUUGAUCUUCAUUGUAGGCAACGUGAAAACAAAAUGCUUACAUAAUAAAUAUUACUAUAUUUUGUUUCGCUAACCGAUAAUUUUUUAAAUUUUCAUUUCUGAUCUCUUACACUAUA